Messenger RNA from Nicotiana tabacum (common tobacco), 1520 nucleotides. RefSeq names its product ninja-family protein AFP3. Gene Ontology annotation, biological process: negative regulation of DNA-templated transcription; signal transduction. NCBI's taxonomy places the organism in Eukaryota, Viridiplantae, Streptophyta, Magnoliopsida, Solanales, Solanaceae. The record is from RefSeq and is a predicted model, not a curated record. Gene Ontology annotation, cellular component: nucleus.
CAACUAGUCGUGGUUUCUUCAAGUUGUUCUCUUUCCUCUGUUUUUCUAUUUCCUCUGUUCUGGUCCCAUAUAUGGCUAAAGUUUAACUCUAUUGCCGGCGAAACUUUUUCCCCGUGAAUUUGGGAACUCCGACAACUACAUUCUUUCACGUCUACAGAAGUUUCUGUUUCUUCGUUAAAAUAUAAAAUUUGUUCAGUUUCAGAAUUUUAAGUCUUCCUUGAGUAUCAUCAUAGUUUUUCAUCUGAGGUCUUGAAGAUUUGGUGGUUUUUUGGUUUGUUUUUUUUGUUUGUUAAAUGGCGGAAACUGAAGAAAAUAGGGGAAAGAGGAGUCUUUCAAUGCAAAUGAAUGGUUUUUCAAGAGAUCUGUUGCAUAAAUUCAUGAACGGAAACAACUUUAAAGGGAAAUUGCAACAAAUUCCUCCGAAUGAGAAUCAUGAGGAUGAAGAUGAUAUAGAGCUGAGCUUGGGGCUUUCAUUAAACGGCCGAUUUGGUGUGGACCCAGAAAGAGCUAAAAGACUCAAACGUUCUUCUUCAAUCAAUAACGUUGUGUUCAUUAACGGUGAGGACAGUAAUAAUAGCCGUGGAUUUCCUUUUGGCUCGUACGCAACUCUAGCAAGGACGUGUUCGUUACCCGUUGAAACAGAGGAGGAGUGCAGAAAACGGAAGGAAAUACAAUCGCUGAGGCGUUUGGAGGCAAAGAGGAAGAGAUGGGAGAAAUUACAGAAUGUCAGAGUGGUGAAAGAUUCGGUUGAUUUGGAGGAGAAUCGCGAAGAAAAUGGCAAUGGUUAUAGUAAUGGUCAGGGUUCAGUUGGAAAUAUUAUUUAUGUUAAUAAUGAGAAUUCGUUGCCCUUGUCACAAGGGUCGAUGGGUUCACAGGGCAGUGGUUCUUCAGGAAUUUCUGAUUUAGGGAGUCAACCCAUUCAAGGGCCAAGUGACUGUACCGGGACGAAUAUUCCCGCUAGCAUUAAGUCUGCAGAGCAAGAGCACGAACAGGAACCGGUAGCUGCACAACCCGAAACUACAAGCGAAAAAGCACCUAGCAUAUGUAAUGGAAAUGCUAGCAAGGAAACAAAAGAAAUGAUCAAAAACUUCAUGUUAAACAUGCCUUGUGUCUCGACAAAAGGUGACGGACCAAACGGCAAGAAGAUUGAAGGAUUCUUAUACAGAUAUAAAAAGGGAGAAGAAGUGCGGAUAGUUUGUGUUUGUCAUGGUAACUUCCUCUCCCCAGCCGAGUUUGUCAAGCACGCUGGUGGCAGUGAUGUUGCAAACCCGUUGAGGCAUAUUGUUGUCAAUCCUGCGCCGCUAAUGGGAUGACGGCCUUGCCCAAAAAGCGCGAUAAAGCUUCAAAAAAUUGAGCUUUACCAUCGUCGUUAAGUUUCUUUUGUAACUUGAACUGAUUUCCUGGAUCAAGGUUUUUCUAUUUUUCUGUAGAUUAUGAUAGAGAGUUUUUUUCCGGAUUUUGAGUAAUCAAUUCGCAGGUUUAUACUCUAUCCGAAAAUUUCAAGAAUCUCCUUUGGUAUC